Brassica napus (rape) is the source of this 1150-nucleotide messenger RNA. RefSeq lists its product as uncharacterized. Gene Ontology annotation, molecular function: metalloendopeptidase activity. Bases 128 to 1012 code for a protein of 294 amino acids. Gene Ontology annotation, cellular component: membrane. The transcript is spliced from 7 exons. The record is from RefSeq and is a predicted model, not a curated record. Lineage: Eukaryota; Viridiplantae; Streptophyta; Magnoliopsida; Brassicales; Brassicaceae. Gene Ontology annotation, biological process: CAAX-box protein processing.
GACGUCGUAUAAAGCUGGCAAGACACGAACCUCUCAGUUUCAGGGAUUUGUCGUCAAAAGGUCUUCGUUUGUCAGCUUUGGAAACAGAGUCUCUAUGAAUCGGAAGCAACAUACUUGAAGAAAAUCUAUGAUGGGUUACAUCUCUCUGCAAUCUUGGAGCAGAGGAGCUUCAACUUCUCUUCAUCUACUUCCUCCAGUUGGUCCGUACCCUAAGCUAUAUGAUGCUGGAGCAGUCAAGUUUGAUGUGAGAGCCUCUUCGAGUCGUAAAUCGCUUAAGAAACAAAGAAGAGAGUCUCAACAAGGUAAAGACAUAACCACACGAAGUAUUACAGAAGUAGAUCAAGAAGAAGAAGUAAUUGCUCAAGUUGAUGCUGACACUUCAACUUCAAAGGCCUCUAUCAAUGUUGUUGCUGCUCCUCGAGACAAAGUGCUUCAAGCUUGUACUGUAACUUCCGGUUUAAUGGCUGCACUGGGCCUUGUCAUCAGGAAGGCUUCUCAUGUUGCUUCGACUGAAGGGUUACCAAUCCCUGACUGCUCUGCAGAUAUACCAUUUGGGUUCGAAACUUGGCAUCUCGGGUUAAUUGCUGGAACGGUUGUGUUGAUAUCAUCAAGCAGGUUCUUGCUACUAAAGUCUUGGCCAGAUUUUGCUGAUUCAAGUGAAGCUGCAAACCAACAGAUCCUCACUUCGCUUGAACCAUUAGACUACCUUGUUGUUGCUUCUUUACCUGGAAUCAGCGAGGAGAUGCUGUUUAGAGGUGGGUUGAUGCCUUUGUUUGGAACCGGUUGGGUCAGCAUUGUUGGAGUUGGACUCAUCUUCGGUUUACUUCAUCUUGGAAGCGGAAGAAAGUACUCCUUUGCGGCUUGGGCGUCGGUUGUGGGUAUAGUCUACGGUUACGCAGCGGUUCUGUCGUCGAGUCUUGUCGUUCCGAUGGCUUCUCAUGCACUCAACAAUUUGGUCGGAGGUUUGCUGUGGCGUUAUAGUAGUAGUUCCAAUUUCAAGUCAUUAGAGUGAGAGCUUAAAAAAAAAGCUUACACUUUUAUGGGUAGUUUUGUGAAAUAUUUAUAGUAUAGGGUGCUUUACUGCAAUUUUAGUGCACCAAUGUGUCACAUCAGAAGAAGACAAUACGAGGAAAAUAUUUUUAUAAAUUAA